AUGCCUUCCCCCUCGGCAUACGAUCUUGCGGAAUCGGCCUCUGCGAAAUGGAGACCAGGUGAAGAAUUAGCAGCAAGCGGCUUCGUCGCCAUAGUAUUCUACCUUUUCGUCGACAACAACCUCAGCAUCUACCGGAUAUUCAAGAGGAAGAAGGGUCUCUACUACUGGUGUAUGUUGCUCGGAACCUGCGGCUGUUUGAUCGACUCCAUUGGGGUCGUAUUGAAAUACUUUGUCCCCAACCCCGAGCCCCUGUGGCCGCUGUACACGCUCUUUCUCUUGGGGGGCUGGACCAUAUACGCUCCCGCACAGCUUCUGGUCCUCUAUUCAAGACUCCAUCUGGUCAAUCAGAGUCGCAAGCUCCAACGAUGGGUACUCAUCAUGAUCAUAGCCGUUGCAUCCCUGACGAUCAUUCCAACCUGGCCUCUAGUCUGGCAAGCAUUCAACCCCUAUAACCCCCGCCUCUCUGCCAUCUACUCGCCCAGAGAGGCCAUAGUCGAUCGGUUCACCCAGCUCGGCUUUACCUUUGCCGAAUGCAUCCUCAACGGCAUCUACAUUUGGUCCUUAGCCAGGGUACUCAAUCUUAUGUCGGGCCUCAGACAGCGCCGCGUCAUGACUGACCUCAUUUGUGUCAACGUGAUUGCUGUCUGCCUAGACAUCUUGACCGUGGUCUUGGUAUUCCUCAACCAAACGGGCAUCAGCCAUCCGAUCCAGACUUUCAGCUACAUUCUGAAGUUGAAGCUGGAGUUCCUGGUCCUGAACCAGCUCAUGGCGGUAGCUGGGGGAGGACCCCAGAACGUUAUAGGUGCUGACCGACAUUAUCAUCACCCCUCCACGUCGGCCGAGAAGGGUGCGUCUGCUGCGAGUAGCAAAACUUCGAAGUGGAGACUGAAAUCUCUUCUAGAGCGGGCAAAAGCAGGUUCUGACGAGGGAAUCAUGGUACCCUCCCCUACAUUGUCUCAAGUCCAGGGGAGGCCCGAUGGCUCGGGUUCGCAGAUUACGCACGAUCACGCCGACGGUGGGAGAUGGCCUGUGAAAGCGAAGGUCAAGGAGCGCGGUGCCAAGGGAGCAGUCGGUAUUGCUGAAGAAGAAAAUGAGGAGGAGGAGAACAUUGGAGUCCACACGUGGGAGAACCGCGGAAAGUUGGUCAUGGAGGUCUCUGAGUUUGAGACGGAGUGUCAUGCUUGA
Letharia columbiana is the source of this 1185-nucleotide messenger RNA. RefSeq lists its product as uncharacterized. The coding region runs from base 1 to 1185 and encodes 394 amino acids. The record is from RefSeq and is a predicted model, not a curated record. The transcript is spliced from 2 exons. Lineage: Eukaryota; Fungi; Ascomycota; Lecanoromycetes; Lecanorales; Parmeliaceae.